GCCGCUCCCUCAGGAUGUAGGUUGCUGCGUCUCAGUACGAGAGCAUCCAGAAGCGAAUGUCUCGCAUGUUCACUCAGUUGUCCUUGUGCGACAAUAGAAAGUCACCUAUAACUCGACGGAAACUAAAUAACGCAACGUGGUGAUACAGGGAAAAGUAACCAGGAAUUGUUUAAUUUACCAUAUUUCUCCAUAACUAUCCCAACCGGCGUCUAAGAAAGCUGAUUCUCCAACAAAUAGUAGUAUAGGAAGAGCAUGAUUUCCUACAAAAUGUGGAGCGGGUAUUAGUUUAUUGUCCAUAGGUAAGUCGUUGCUUGUUUUAAAGUUGGUCACCACAGCGACUCGACGGAAAGAGAUGACACAAAGCGCCACAGACAGGGUGAAAGACAUGGAGUCUCUGCUUCUGUGCCGUGAGGCGGACAGGCCUGCCAGGGCUUACCGGGACUCCAACCUGUUGACUGACCGGGUCCUGCGUGCGCUCCUGCGAGCUCAAGACAAGUACCUCCCAGCUUCCAACUAUUUCAAAUGCGUCCAGAGAGAAAUAGUUCCGUACAUGAGGAGGAUAGUGGCUAUCUGGGUGUUGGAGGUGUGUGAGGAGCAAAGAUGUGAGGAGGAAGUUUUCCCACUGGCUAUGAACUACAUAGACCGCUUCCUGUCAGUGGAACCCACCAAGAAGAACGAUCUUCAGUUAUUGGGAGCUGCCUGUAUGUUCCUGGCAUCCAAACUGAGGAAGACAAUCCCACUCACUGCUGAGAAACUCUGCAUCUACACAGACAACUCUAUUACACCUACUCAGCUGAUGCAAAUGGAGUUACUGGUUUUGAACAAACUCAAAUGGGACCUGGCUUCAGUAACCCCCCUUGACUUCAUCGACCACUUCCUGUCCCAGCUGCCUGUCAGUAGAGAGAGCAGGACCAUACUCAGGAAGCACGCUCAGACCUUUGCAAAGCUGUGUGCCACAGAUAAUAAAUUCAUAGCCAGCCCUCCAUCCAUGGUAGCAGCAGGCAGCAUGGUGGCAGCAGUGGAGGGCUUACAGAUAAAAAUGGUGGGAAAUGCCUUGAUGGCACAGAAACUGACAGAGCAACUUGCACAAACCAUCAGGAGUGACUCAGUAGGACUGCCUUCGAGCAUGUCAGGAACAAAUUGAGCUGUUGCUGGAAAACAGUCUCAGACAGGCACAACAGCAAAACUCUGUUGCUGUGGAAACUAAGAACAUUGGCGAGAGGCAGGACCUCUCAACUACCCCCACAGAUGUCUGUGACAUAAACAUCUGACUGAGAUGAGAAGCACGUUGAACUGUUGAGGUAAAUGGUCAUUGUGGACACAAGGGGUGUGAGUGCUUGUGUGCUGGGACCAGAAGGAUGUUGACUGGAGUGUUGCAGCAAACUAGGAGUAGCUCCACAUCACAUUAAAAUAAAAUGUGCUCUAAAAUCCUGUAAAUAAACGUGUAUUUGAAAAUGAGUGUUUACUGAAAGCUGCAUUAGCCUAUUCUGAAUCACGUUGCUUCACAUCAUUUAUCAUGACUUAUACAUUCAUUUUUAAUUUUGUCUCUACACUGCAGCCAUCUAAAACCCAACAGACCACUCUUAGCCAACUUAGGAGAAAGUAAAACAUAUAUAUUUCUAAGUAAAGGAGAAGGAACUGUAUAGCUAUCUGUAAUUUGUAUCUAUAGGUGUUUAUUAGCAGACAGUUGACCUUUUAUUAGUUAAGGAAGAUUGUAUUGAUUUGCCAUGGUUGUACUGUAAAAAACUUUAUUACUCUCUUCUAUUUCAAUGUGGGUGUUGCCCUCUCCGCUCACUUGUCACAUCGGUCCUCUGAAUAAUAUUAGAAGCAUCUGCGUGUAUAGUGAAUUGUUUGUCAGUCUCUUUGGACGAAAAGAACUUGAACUCUAUUUUAUUCCAGCCACGCAUUCAGCAAGUCUUUCUGCUCUCCUUGAAAAAGAGGCAAAGCAGUAGAAGUUUUGUAAAAUAAAGACCUCAGGUGUUAUUUACUUUAUGGUAUUUAUUAUUACAUGACUUGACACUAUCAC
Messenger RNA from Paralichthys olivaceus (Japanese flounder), 2026 nucleotides. Its product is annotated as G1/S-specific cyclin-D1-like. The record is from RefSeq and is a predicted model, not a curated record. Gene Ontology annotation, cellular component: nucleus; cytoplasm; cyclin-dependent protein kinase holoenzyme complex. Gene Ontology annotation, molecular function: cyclin-dependent protein serine/threonine kinase regulator activity. Gene Ontology annotation, biological process: regulation of cyclin-dependent protein serine/threonine kinase activity; mitotic cell cycle phase transition. NCBI's taxonomy places the organism in Eukaryota, Metazoa, Chordata, Actinopteri, Pleuronectiformes, Paralichthyidae.